AUGAGCUUCACCAAUUCGUCAUCCAACUUUUGGCUCGAGGACAACCACAUCCUCCAUGCGUCGUGCGUGGACAAUGACGGCAACUCGCACGACUCGCAGCUCGACCUGGAUCACUACAUCGGCAACAGCGACGGCUGGUUCGCCUGGGAUGGAGUCAACUUUUCCAAGACGGCAUCCAAUGUUCAGCUGCAAGGGAGCCAGUUGACAGCGGAGCUGGCUACCCUGAGCGGCGAGCCUCGCGAGCGACAGGUCAUCAACUUGGAUGAGCGGAUCGGCAACAACAACGGGCAGCUGGCUUACUCCUAA
This is a messenger RNA of Ustilaginoidea virens, 306 nucleotides long. RefSeq lists its product as uncharacterized. NCBI's taxonomy places the organism in Eukaryota, Fungi, Ascomycota, Sordariomycetes, Hypocreales, Clavicipitaceae. The transcript is spliced from 3 exons. The record is from RefSeq and is a predicted model, not a curated record. The coding region runs from base 1 to 306 and encodes 101 amino acids.